Molecule: messenger RNA, 3232 nt
Organism: Thunnus maccoyii (southern bluefin tuna)
Lineage: Eukaryota; Metazoa; Chordata; Actinopteri; Scombriformes; Scombridae
Gene: adka
Product: adenosine kinase a
Exons: 11
Coding region: 97-1212 (371 amino acids)
Biological process (GO): purine ribonucleoside salvage
Cellular component (GO): nucleus; cytosol
Molecular function (GO): adenosine kinase activity
Source: RefSeq, a predicted model, not a curated record
UGCACUCAGGGUAAAUAAACUCGCACUCGUUUGCUAACACGGCUGCAUUUUUCACACCGGUGUAAGGUGGUUGCAACGUGCUCUGCUCAAUCAGCCAUGGCUUCAGACGAACCAAAAGCAAAGAAACUCAAACUUUCAGAGGAGGAGAAGACGGAGUCUCCGACCAAAAAGUCUCCAGCGAAACUAAGCCCUAAUUCACUCUUUGGGAUGGGAAACCCCUUACUGGACAUCUGUGCUGUGGUGGACAAGGACUUCUUGGACAAGUAUACCUUGAAGCCCAACGAUCAGAUCCUGGCAGAAGACAAACACAAAGCGCUAUUUGAGGAGAUAGUAAAGAAAUUCAAAGUCGAGUACCACGCUGGAGGAGCCACACAGAACUCCAUAAAGAUUGCUCAGUGGAUGAUCCAAGAACCCCAUAACGUGGGAACAUUCUUUGGCUGCAUUGGCAAAGACAAGUUUGGAGAGAUCCUGAAGCAGAAGGCCAAGGAAGCCCACAUCGAUGCCCACUACUACGAGCAAGAUAAAGAGCCCACAGGGACAUGUGCCGCUUGUAUCACCGGAGAUAACAGGUCUCUGGUUGCUAACCUAGCUGCUGCUAACUGUUAUAAGAAAGAUAAACAUCUAGACCUGGAAGAAAACUGGAAGCUGGUGGAAAAAGCUAAAGUCUACUAUAUUGCUGGAUUCUUCUUGACUGUCUCUCUGGAGUCCAUCCUGAAAGUGGCGAAGCACGCAUCCGAAAAUAACAAGCUGUUCUGCCUGAACCUCUCUGCACCCUUCAUCUGCCAGUUCUUCAAGGACAACCUCAUGCAGGUCAUGCCCUACGUUGAUGUGCUGUUCGGCAAUGAGACGGAGGCAGCUGCGUUCGCUAAAGAGCAAAAUUUCGAUACGAAGGACAUUAAGGAAAUUGCCAAAAAGGCCCAGGCUUUGCCCAAAGAAAACAAAAAGAGACAGAGGAUUGUCGUGUUGACUCAAGGAAAGAGUGAAACGGCUAUGGCCACAGGUGACAAAGUCGAGACUUUCCCUGUGCUGAAGAUUGAUCCCAAGGACAUUGUGGACACAAACGGUGCAGGUGAUGCCUUUGUAGGAGGUUUCCUGUCUGAGCUGGUCCAGGAGAAACCGCUGGAUCAGUGCGUGAAGGCGGCUCACUACGCUGCCAACGUCAUCAUCAGACGAGCAGGUUGCACCUUCCCAGAGAAGCCCGACUUCAACUGAGGACUUCUGUACAACUUUUUCUUCAGCCUGAAACCUCAUAACCCACCCUGCCUCUACACAACUCUGACCCAUAAUUUCCACUGUUUUCUACAAAUUCUACCUUCAAUUCUUGUAGCCCCAUCAGCAACCCGUCCAUGUUAUUUUUCAAACCAUUCACACGUCAUCUCUCACAAAUUGUUCAUUGGGUACUUUCUGACGUGUGUGCCUGUCUCUGUGUCGUCCACUUGGGGCCGCUAGAGGACCAUGCAGCCAAUAGGUUCAGGGGGGUCAGUCAGUUUAAAUAUAAAUGAUACCGAUAAGGAGUCAUAAUAACACCACAGGAUGGAAUAAUUUUACUUUACAAAAGGAUCUUAAUUGGAAAUCUUGUUUUCAUGGAUAGUUGGUAUGAUUUUUUUUUUUGGAUUGUUUUUAAAUAUUUUUUUUGGCUCUGUCACUGUCGGCAUCUGGAUGCACCAAUACACAUCAGACUGCUGCGAGCACUCGUGUUGACAUCUCACAAGUCUGAUGUUUCUUCCCCUCGGAGAUAGAAUCAAAGCACAGGAGGCUAAUUCCACGACGGGAGGACGCAUACACAAACAAAGGACUAAAGAAUAAGAUAUCACUGUCAAGGGAGGGUUUGGAUACUGCAUUGAAAUAUGCAGGAAUGAUUUAUUUUAAGCUUUUGUUUUAAUCUGUUCUGAUUAUGAGUCAUGUAUUUAGAUUUAAUUUAACAGGCCAGUUAUGAAACCAAAUGUUUUUCCUUUAAGCGCACACUUUUUGGCUGGACCGCAGGGCUCAGCCCUAUAAACGUGAAAGUCUGUUACAGAGUCACUGAUGGAGUGAUAAAGUUACACCAUUGAGUGAUGAAGUCACACGAUUGGUCAACUGAGUGAUGAUGUUACACUAUUGAGUGAUGAAGCUACACCAUUGGUCAGUCUUCAAUGAUGUAGCUUCAUCAGUCCCCUCAGCCAGGUGUCUCCAUGUGUCGCCACUUCCUGUAUCUGUUAUUUUAGAUUAAAAGCCCUCUAGCGGUCCAGCCAUAUACUGGGUUUUGACUUAGGUUUAUUAAAUGUGUUCAGGCCUCUGCCCACCAAGUCCUGUGAUCACCAUUAAUGGUCAGCUUCACCGUGUCGAUGAUGUUACCAUGUCUGACGUCCAACAGUUUAUUUGAGCUGCUAGUGCCUUUUUUCUUUCUCUACAAAUGUUACAAAGUUUGAAGACUUGAUGAGCAGAGGCCUACAGGUUUAUGAACCCACAUUUGUCUGCGCUGAGAAACUUGCAAGCUAGACUACUGAUGGGCAACUGGUGGCUCAUGGGCAUGUAGACAGACACACGACACCUCUAAAAUGCAUGUACACCAACUGGUAUUGUUGGAAAUACAUGACUAUUUUUUAAUGUUCUCUGUCAGGAAUACAGUGAGGAUUAUUGCUGACCUUUUCUGUGAUUUUGUUUGUAACCCAACAUCAGGAUUGUCAGCUGUGCUAAAUCAGAUAUAAAUGGACCAUGUUUGUUUAUGUUACAUUCAUUUUAUUUAAACAAUUUCCCCUAAUCAGAUUUUAAUAUUUUUGUUGAGCGGUGCUGGCAACAGCUACUAAUUGAAAAGACAAAUUAAAUGGGAGGGAGGGGACAAAAACAUGAACUAAAUUCAGGUCCAAGAAUGUGCAUCUGCACAUUUCCUACACUCAUGAUAUUGGGUUUAACAUUUCAAACUAUCUGUAUAUACAUUACUGUGUUAAAUUGUGGUCAGCACAUGAUUCAAUACUUGAAUACAACUAUCCUGAAUAUAGGAGUGUCCUUAAAAUGUUACAAUAAUGGACAAGAAAUACAUGUGGAUAUCUGAGGAUUACAAGAGAUGUUUUGAAACUUGCAAAUCUACCAUAAUGCAUAUUGUCCCUCCAUUAAAUAGUCUGUUUUUUGUAUGUUCAGAUACACCAAAAAGCCUUAUGUGACCUUUUCCUUCUGGUCCCAGAAUCACUGAAGUUGCCCAUCUCUGUGCUAGACCAUGAUGUCUAACACUGACAAAUAAAACUUACAAGGUUGA